ACAAACAAACAAGAAUCUAUUUUUUUUUUCCACCAUGAAUGUCCUCAAACUUCAUUACCAUAGCAAAUUCUGUUCAAUUUCUGGGAAUUUAGCACCCCAUUCAUCUUUUUUAGCACCCCAUUUCAUCUUUUUGCCUACCCACAAACCAAAAAUUCUGCCUUUAGUUCUUAAUUGUUCUCUUGACAGCUUUAAGCCAAGUAAUGUGAAAGGUUCAACUGUAAAAACCCAAAUUUGGAGUGAUAAAGAAGAGGAAAAUUCAGAGGAGUAUGAGUACUUAGCUCCAGAUGGGGUUGUUUAUAAGAGGACUUUGAGACUAGUAGAGGGUGCUAUGUUUGCUGCUGUUUCAGGAUUGGCUUAUCUCUUGAGCAAUUCUCUUGCUAUUGAGAAUUACUUCGGCUGCUUCUUCGCAUUGCCAAUUGUUGUAUCCUCGAUGAGAUGGGGUGUCGCAGCUGGCAGGAAAACCAUGGUGGCAACUGUUGUACUCUUGUUUGUCUUGUCUGGUCCAGUGAAGGCAUUAAAUUAUAUGCUAAUGCAUGGUUUACUUGGCUUCACAAUGGGUUCCUUAUGGAGGUUGAGAACAAGUUGGGGCGCCUCAAUCUUGUUGUGUGCUCUUGCUCGGGCUGUGGGUGCUCUCGGAUAUGUUAUAUUAUCCUCAUUUUUAAUAGGAGAAAACAUCCUUGCUCUGAUCACGAUAAACAUUCAUGCUUCUCUCUCGUACAUCCUCACAUCCUUAGGCAGUCCGAUAGUUCCAUCUAUGAAUUUUAUAUACACCUUAUUCGGGACUCUGCUUUUGAUAAACUGUGCAUUCUUCGUGUCCUUGCUGCAUCUUCUCUAUGCCAUUUUUCUUACCAAAUUUGGCAUGAAAGCUAAUUUGAGACUGCCAAGGUGGUUAGCCAUAGCAAUUUAAACAGGCUAAAGGGAGCACUCUCAUUCAAGACGCGGUAGAAAUGGGACUUUGCUCAGAUCCUACACCACGGCGUUGGUUAAUACAAGGUUAUUUUGAUCAUCAUUUAUUCAAGAUUGUCGAUUUAAAUCGACAUCAGCUUCAUAUAUCUAUUGUUCAAAGCAAUACAAAGUCAGCAACAAAAUUUAGUUGUCCAGUUUACUUGUACAUGUAUUUGAAAUGCAUAUUGGCCAGUAUCUAAUGCACUGAAAACUCCUAUCUGAUCUGAUG
Molecule: messenger RNA, 1174 nt
Organism: Solanum stenotomum
Lineage: Eukaryota; Viridiplantae; Streptophyta; Magnoliopsida; Solanales; Solanaceae
Exons: 8
Coding region: 35-907 (290 amino acids)
Source: RefSeq, a predicted model, not a curated record